UGUAAAUAAACAAUGCCGUUUGUUUGGCCGUAGAGGGUCUGGCUGGAACGUUCUGCUGUCAUCGAAGCGCAGGACUGAAAUCUGCUGCGAGCCAAAUAGAGAUAUCAUUACUCUUUUGAGUGGAGUGAGUCGGUUCCUCCAAGCCAUGCACUGCAGCUGCGUAUGGAGCUCCAGGACUCUGUCCCCGGCCCUGCUCCCUAGGCUGCUGUCCCAUGCAGGAUGCUGGGCUCCGGGGACCAGGCCUAGGGGUAUCUGGAGCUCCCCCCGGAGCCUGGCCUCGGCUGUAGAGACCACGCAGCCCAUCCCCCUGCCUAGCCAAGCCCGCGUGGUGAUCUGUGGAGGGGGCAUCGUAGGGACGUCUGUGGCCUAUCACCUGGCCAAGCUGGGCUGGACUGAGAUCGUACUAUUGGAGCAGGGAAGGCUAGGCGCUGGCACCACCAGGCUGUGU
This is a messenger RNA of Salvelinus namaycush (lake trout), 448 nucleotides long. Its product is annotated as pyruvate dehydrogenase phosphatase regulatory subunit, mitochondrial-like. Gene Ontology annotation, cellular component: mitochondrial matrix; mitochondrion; cytoplasm. Lineage: Eukaryota; Metazoa; Chordata; Actinopteri; Salmoniformes; Salmonidae. Gene Ontology annotation, molecular function: oxidoreductase activity. The transcript has 3 exons. The record is from RefSeq and is a predicted model, not a curated record. The annotation marks the transcript as partial.